Molecule: messenger RNA, 663 nt
Organism: Salvia splendens (bonfire salvia)
Lineage: Eukaryota; Viridiplantae; Streptophyta; Magnoliopsida; Lamiales; Lamiaceae
Exons: 2
Coding region: 1-591 (196 amino acids)
Source: RefSeq, a predicted model, not a curated record
AUGAGCGUGUGUGUGUGUGUGUGUAUUGAGCAGGAAGAAGGGUGGCCGCUGGGGCUGCAGCCGCUGAACGUGAGAGUUGGGCUGGAGAGGAACCGUGAUCUCAAUGCCUCUCUCUCCUUCAACACUUUGCUUACCUCUUCCCCAAUCUCCUCCGACGAUUUCUCUUCUGAUCUUGAUACUCUGUCGACAGGUUCAUUCUUUCAUGACAAGAGCAUCACUCUAGGGAGCCUGAUUGGGAUCUCGAGCAUCCUAGAGCUGUCGCGGAGAUCAAGGCGGGGGCGAGCUCCCGACCAGGCCGCGAGGAGCAAGAAGACGAGGACAUGGUUCCUGUCGCUGUGCUCGAGGCUGAGCACCGAUGCAGUGAGCAUGAGCAACGCACCGUCCCUCGCCCACCUGCUCCAAGCAGAGAGGACUGCUGCUGGGCAAGGAGUCGAUGAUUUCUCGCAAAUCUCCAAUCACAACACCUUGUUUGUAGGCGGACACGUUGCUCCUCCUCGACCGCCCUCGCCCUUCGCUAGGGACUUGCUAUCUCAUCAUCAUGCCCCUCCCUUACUUCUCUCGUGUUUAUGCGCUCAAUCAUCAUCAAAUUAAUUGACUAGUUUCUUUCUUUCUUUUUGUUUUUGGAUUAUGAGAUAUAAUUUGAAUAUUCUUUUCUUGGAGUUA